Drosophila erecta is the source of this 680-nucleotide messenger RNA. Its product is annotated as MORN repeat-containing protein 3. The transcript is spliced from 2 exons. The record is from RefSeq and is a predicted model, not a curated record. NCBI's taxonomy places the organism in Eukaryota, Metazoa, Arthropoda, Insecta, Diptera, Drosophilidae. Bases 29 to 598 code for a protein of 189 amino acids.
CCUGCUCCCGCGCUCAGUCAUCGCAGACAUGUCGUGGCGGACGAGUGGAUAUAGUACCGGAGUGCGCUGUCAACGGUAUCCGGGUGGCCGGUACCAGGGAAAAUGGCUUGGCUUGCAGCCUCAUGGCUUUGGAGUAAAGCAAACGAGCAGCGGACUAGUGUACGAGGGUCAUUGGCAAAAGGGUCAACGGCAUGGCAAGGGCACUCUGCGUCGCAAGGAGCUCGAUGGCCGCACUGAACGCAUCUACGUGGGUCAGUGGCGGGAGGACAAGCGGAGUGGCGAGGGGAAGCAGUUCUAUCCGGACGGAUCCGUCUACUUUGGUCAGUGGCUAGCGGACCAGCGAAGUGGUCAGGGGAUCUUGUGGCAGGCGGAUGGCGGCAUCUAUGUGGGCGAGUGGCUCCUGGACAAAAUGCACGGAAAGGGUUUACUUUUCACGCCAAGUGGGAAUCGCUACGUGGGUCAAUUUGAAGGAGGCUGCAAAUCAGGAUCUGGUGUUUAUUACCAUGGCAGCAAUGGCCAGCGAAUUCAGCGCGGAUUUUGGAGCAACGAUAUCUGUAUAACGUCACUACUAUCCCUGCCACCAAAAGCAAAUAUUUAAUUUCUAGUAACACUUACAUACAAUAUCUAUUUAAAUACCAAGACAUUUUCAAUAAGAAUAAAUAAGAACUAAGGAGACUACU